Molecule: messenger RNA, 1826 nt
Organism: Linepithema humile (Argentine ant)
Lineage: Eukaryota; Metazoa; Arthropoda; Insecta; Hymenoptera; Formicidae
Gene: U3-55K
Product: U3 small nuclear riboprotein factor 55K
Cellular component (GO): small-subunit processome
Molecular function (GO): protein binding; U3 snoRNA binding
Source: RefSeq, a predicted model, not a curated record
CGACACUGUUUAUUGAGCCAUGCUGUGCCGCACGUGGUUUGAUCGAAGAAGAUUUUAAUUUACAAAAGUUAUUUUUCAUAUAGAUUGUGAUGUCAUUUUUCAUAAGGAAUGGUGGCCGAGGAAGUGGAACGAAAAAACGCAAAUUUAAUGGCCAUCUUGGUAAAACAUUUACAACUCAAUCUACAUCAAAGCAAUCAAAGAAAACAAAGAAAUUUGUACCUGACGAUGAUGAAAGUAUCGCUAGUACAGAUGAGGAACUCGCAGAAGAAAAUUUAAGAGAUGACACAUAUAAAUAUGAAGAUGAAACUGACGAAGAAGAGGAAACUGCACAGGAAAAACAUUUAAGGCUUGCAAAACAGCAUCUGAAAGAAAUUGAAGAAAAAGAAAAAAAUAGGGUAGAAUUUGACGAGAGCACAGUUUCAAAAAGAUUACGUGAAGAAUAUUUAGAAGAAAAGGGUCGAUUAAGGAAAACUGUAGCAGUAUGUUAUGUUGGUCAUAAUGAGCUAGUUACAUUGAAAUGUAAAGAGCAUAAAACAUCUAUUACUUGCAUUUGUCUUUCCAAUGAUGGCCAUAUAUUAUAUUCGGGAUCCAAGGAUGGCAGUUUAGUAAAAUGGUCAGUAAAAGAUAAGGUUAAAUUAAAAGCUAUUAAAGGAAAUAGAGGGAAAACAAAAGAUGGAAUGAAAUCUAUAAGAUGUUUAGCCAUUAGCACAGAUAACAAAUUUUUGGUAGUAGGAGAUGAUGGGUGUAAAGAUAUAAAAAUAUUUUCUGGCGAUAGCCUCGAUCAUAUAAAGAAUUUACAAGGUCAUAGAGAUCUUGUGACCGGAUUGGUAUUCCGGAAAGGUACUCACACAUUAUAUUCCGCGUCUGAAGAUAGAAGUGUAAGAGUUUGGAAUUUAGAUGAUAUGGCUUAUGUUGAAUCUUUAUUCGGGCAUCAAAACAAAAUCACAUCUAUUGAUGCGCUUUCACGAGAGCGUGCUAUCACGAGCGGUGGUUAUGACGGGACUAUUAGGAUAUGGAAAAUAGUUGAAGAAUCGCAAUUGAUAUUUAAUGGACAUAACAAUGGUCAUAGCAUCGAUGUUGUUAAACUUAUAAAUGAAGAAAAUUUCAUCAGUGGUGGAGAGGAUGGACAACUCUGCGUUUGGGGAUGUCUGAAGAAGAAGCCAUUGUGUUCAGUAGUAGAGGCGCAUGGAAUAGACGAAACCAAUGGUCAACCAAUGUGGAUUUCAAGUAUCGCAACAUUGUUGAAUACAGAUUUAGUAGCAUCAGGAUCACGAAAUGGCGUUGUUAAAUUGUGGCAAUGCGGCGAAGGCUUUAGAUCUUUAAAUCUCUUGUUUGAAGUUAAAUUAGCAGGUUUCAUAAAUUCGCUCGCUUUUACUCCCGACGGAAAUCAUCUCAUUGCCGGUGUAGGUACUGAACAUAAAAACGGUAGAUGGUGGCGAAUACCAGAAGCAAAGAAUGCUACUGUUAUUAUACCAUUAAUAGUAAGUAAACAAAAAACAUAAAUAGGAAAUUGUGAAUAUAGGAUUAAUAUGUACUAUGUACAUAAAUUGAUUAUGCUUUAGGCUCCUUGCACACUGUUGACUAGUCGCUGGCAACUUGCUCGUCGGCGACCACUGAGCAUAUUGGAAUUUGUAAGCGCUUACGCCGCGACUAAUCUUUGUUUCUAGUCUCUCGGCAAUCAAGUCGCCGGCGACUUAGUCGACAGUGCGCAAGGGGCCUUAAUUGUGAAAUGCCUGUAUGUUAAAUCGACAUUACAUAUUUUUUAUAAAUCAUAAAACACAUUUAUUUUUUACUUUUAAUUAUGUAUAUUCAAAACGAAAGACACA